GGGUGGGCGUGGGACCCCCAGCACCAAUGAGGACGGCUACACAAAGUAUUUCAGUUCCCGGAGAUGGGAGCCAUAGUAUCUGGUUCUUGUAUGUUUGCUUGAUAUUUGCUGGCAAAGACCAUUGGGCCGACAUAUUUCUGAAAAUCAGUCUUUUGAAUAAUUGCAUUGCCCAGAUGCACAUUGAGAUUGUUAUGCAUUUUAUUUUCUAUAUAUUUCCAGGUACCAUUCACUUACACGCUUACAAAUCUUGUACUUACUCAUUAUACUGAACCCAGAAACAGUCGUGAAUAACUCACUCUCUAGCUAAUGUUAGGCAAAUAUGUUUAUCUGAGAAGCGCUGCUCAUAUUCAAGAGCCAUUAAGCUCCUCCCCGGCCCCUCCCAGAGAGAGGGCUGAAAUCCUGCUAACGAGCCUCCACACCCUCCACCCUGAUAACUCUGACCUAAAUCUCUUUCCAGUAAAGAAAAGGUGAAUGUGAUCUCAACUGACCUAACCCAACACGUCCUUCCUGUUACCAUGUUUUUUUGUGUUUUUAUUUUUUCUGGUGCAGUGAUGUCGUGACGGGAGGGUAAUACUGCCUGAUAAAGCACUGAGCCAAAUGUAUUAGCUUCCCAAGUGCAGAAGAGAGAGUCGCUACCUGAAGCCCUGAUGACGUGCAGCUUAUAAGGCCAUGUGUUCGCCUCUCAUUCACUAAUAUACAAUAUAUGUUCUGGGGCUUUUUUCUGAGCUAAAUCAGCUGCAGGCCUUUAUGAUAAAUGACACAGGGGACGUCCUGCUUCUCCCUGUUUCCUGGAACAUGGGUCCCUUGUACUGCAUUGUGGCGAUUCUGCGGCCCACACAUAAGAGAACGGAUGUUUUCUGCGAACAUCUAAGUUCAUCUAAGAUUUCUUUAUUCCCAGUGACUCUUGGGUUAGGGUUAGGGUUUAAAUUCUUUUUCAAUUUAAACAGUUUUUUGUGCACGUGUGCGCAAGAGAGUACAAAUUCCUGAGCUUUGUGCUUCCACUGGAGUGUAUUGGUGAUGUAUUAUUACAUGUAUAUUUUUUUCGUUUUUGCUGUUGAAAUGGCUGCUGCGUUUGUGUAGGUCCCCUUUGCAUGUUUGAUCUGGAAGAACAGGUAUUCCGUCUGUGGCUCUCACUACUGUUCGUUUACAGACAAAUGGAUGCAGGGGGUGGGGGUAGGCAGGGGGCUGUAGUAUUACAGUCACAUAUUUGUCAUGCGUAAAUGAAGGCUUAGAAUGUCCACACCCAUACCAGAAACUCACUGGACCACACCCCAACUGCCCUCCUCAAAACUUGGGUGAAAAGUAAUUUAACACUGACCUUUAAUCCAUCUUUAGUCAUUUUAAUCCUCCUCCUUCUGUUUGUUUUUUUUAUUAUAUAGACCAGUAUAGUGCACCUUUCUCUUCCAUGCUGGGAAAUCCCAUGCUUGUCCAUCUAGUUCCUUGUUCUCUGGAAUCCUCACAUUGGGAGUGCUGAUUCCAAGGGGGCGUGGCUUUGUUCUGAGGGGGCCGGAUUAGUGUGAUGUCAUCUGACAAGGCUGAUCUUAAGCUGCACACUGGAGCGCGGUGACUGGCAGAGUGAGUUGAGGCCGUCCCAGAGCAGAAGGGGUGACAGACACUUCAGGCAGUAGCUUUAAAUAGCAUUUAGUUUUUUGGUAGUUUCUUGUUCUUCUGCAGUCUUGGAAGAAUGAAAAUUAUUCACGGAUCGCCGCUUAAACGGGACUCCUUUCUGGCUGAAGGCUGACAGUUGUCUCUUGUGAAAGGCACUGAAGCCUGACUGAUGUAUGUCAGCGUUCUGCUUUUUGGAGCUUUCUGAGCACGAUUAACGUGAAUCCGUGCAUUUAGAAGCGACACAGCGGACGUUAGGAUAUCGCCAUGAUCAGUGCCUGUAACUCCCGGCUGAAGAAGUAUCACAUGCAGGAAGCCAUGAAGUUUAACCAUCAUGUACAGCGGCAGGCCCUGGGAGACGGUAACGACGACUGGUUCUGGACAUGGCACAUCCAGGACCCGGCCAGUCAGAGAUUAACAUGGAACAAUCCCCCAAAAAGUGUCCUUGUCAUCAAAAAGAUCAGAGACGCCAGUUUGCUGCGGCCGUUUAAGGAGCUCUGCAUAUUCCUGACUGAGGUGAAAAACUUGAUCGUCUAUGUGGAGAAGAAAGUACUGGAGGACCCGGCGAUUGCCAGCGACGAGAGUUUUGUGGCUGUCAAAAAGAAGUUUUGCACGUUCCAAGAAGACUUGGAUGAUAUCUCUGACCGCGUGGACUUCAUCAUCUGUCUCGGGGGAGAUGGGACCUUACUGUAUGCCUCCUCACUCUUUCAGGAGAGCGUCCCCCCCGUGAUGGCCUUCAACCUGGGCUCCCUGGGCUUUCUGACCCCUUUCAACUUCGACACGUACCAGUCGCAGGUCACGCAGGUCAUUGAAGGGAAUUCGGCCAUUAUCCUGCGGAGCCGGCUGAAGGUGAAGGUGGUGCGGGGGUGCAGUGAGAAGAAGGCCUUCGCUCAGGACGCCGUGGACGAAAUGGGCUUGAUUGUCACCAACGGUGAGACCGAGGCGGCUCGCAGGACCAUGCAGUACCAGGUGCUGAAUGAGGUGGUCGUGGACAGAGGCCCCUCCUCCUACCUCUCCAAUGUGGACCUCUUUCUCGAUGGUCACCAGAUCACCACCGUGCAGGGUGACGGUCUGAUUGUUUCCACGCCCACAGGAAGCACAGCCUAUGCAGUGGCUGCAGGUGCCUCCAUGAUCCACCCUAACGUCCCAGCUAUCAUGAUCACGCCCAUCUGUCCCCACUCCCUUUCAUUCCGUCCAAUCGUAGUACCUGCAGGGGUGGAGCUUAAGAUCAUGCUCUCCCCUGAUGCCCGAAACACAGCGUGGGUCUCGCUGGAUGGACGGAAGAGGCAGGAAAUCAGUCACGGCGACAGCAUCACCAUCACCACCUCCUGCUUCCCCGUCCCCUCCAUCUGCUUCCGGGACCCCGUGAACGACUGGUUUGAAAGCCUGGCUCAGUGUCUGCACUGGAAUGUGAGGAAGAGGCAGAAUAACUUAAGUUCUGAGGAGGAGGAAGAGGAGGAGUGUUAAGAAUGGUGGUGGAGGUGGGGGGGGGGGGUUGUGAGCACUUUGUGAAAAUUCCUGAACCCCCGGGGGUUUUGUGGGGUGUGAUCGGGAUUCCUCUUGGCACUUUGUAAAGCUCUGUGUGGAUUCCACAAGCUCUCCGGGUUUUAAUGAUCCUGGUGCAGCUGUAGCCACAUUCUGUAGCCACAGAAUCACAUCAGAUCUGGAGGCAUUGCUGGGCAACACGACUUUAACUUGUUUUUACGCUUUUUCAAAGAGGCAAAAACAAGUGUUGGGGAGCAGCUGAAAUUAGCAUCCCUCUUUUUGGCAAUAAAAAAAAUGUAUAGGUGCCUUAUGAUGUAGGAAUAUUAAAACAAGUGUAAAUGGACUGUUAGUAACAUUGUAAUUAACAGAGAAUGCUAUGUUAAUGAGACAUAUCAGCCUAACGUCAGAAUAAGAGAGCAGUUUAUAGAAAUGGUCAAACUUGAUGGCAGUUGACAGUUCUGUGGUUUCCAUGCUUUUUGUCAGCUGUUCUCCAUUAAUGGCAAAUUACACCCAUCCAGUUUAUUUAAGUGUGUUUUUGGCCUCUUGAGCUUGCAGUACAUGAAGGCAGGUUCAUCACUGGUCACCCAAAUGUUUGCCAGGUCUGCUCCAGCUUGCGUGACCAUCACUGUGUUUAUUAUUACUAUUAUUAUUAUUAUUGUUGUUGUUGUUGUUGUUAUUAUUUUCAAAUUGCAGUUGGGUUUCACAGAAAUUUUUGUGCAGUAUUUUUUAUUUUUUUUAACGUUUGAAAGCUUUUUCCUUUGUAAGUUUAAGUUCUGUGGCUUACGUAUCUGUGUAUUGGCCAGAUAGAGACAAAUUACCCAUCUACGCCGAAUUGGGGACCGAUGCUCUGAGCAGUGUUUUUCAAAGUGUUCCUCCUUUUGAUGGCUAAGUGGCAGUAUUCCCUCUGUGCUCCUCCUCGAGUACUCCCUGCUGAUUACUCCUCUAGCACUGAGAGCAUCUGUCAGGGUCAGCUGAUACUGGGGAGGCAGGCUCGGGUGGGAGAGGUGUACAAAGUCUUAGGAAUCCAGUCUUAACAUACUACUUGCGCACUACUAAACGGACCUCGCAGUCAGAGUGUUUCUUAUCUGAUGCCAACUUCCAUGACGUUUCUGGUGUAUUUUAAAUGUGGGAUGUUAGUCUGUCAGUAUGUUACAUACAGAUCAACAGUGAAUAUUACAUGCCAGCUUCCUCUCUAUGCCAGUUUACCAACCUACCAGCCACCCAGGUUAAACACCCUGUCCUCACCCAGUGUGUCUCGCACACACACACACACACGCACACGCACAUGCGCACACGAGGGGCUGAGCACUGUUUCUGGCAUUCAUAUGCGUGUGUGAUUUGUCUAAACGUGAUUUUUAUUUCCACCGUUAGUCAAGUUCUUUGGAGUAACAUUUUACCUGAAAUUGUAAACUUUUAUUGAUAGCUACCUUUGUUUACAAAUGACUGGCAUUUUAGUCCCAGUGUACAGCAUUGUAGCUGUACAUACCCAGACGUGUUCCUGUGUAGGAUUCCCUGUCUGAAGCGUAGAUACUCGAAUUUACAUGUGUGUACACCCCCCUUGGCCCCAACACCCCCCCCCCCCCCCCCCCCACCACUUUGUUUGACCAGUCGUCUUUAUCUGUAGUCUUUAUAUAAGGCUUGUAAAAUAAUUGUCUUCUAGAAAAUGUUUGCUGAUUAACCUUUUGGGUUUACACAUUUUGUACAGAAGAUUUAAAUGAUCAUUCCUUGAUUGAGAUCUGCCCACUCCUACUGAGGUGCAAACAUUCUGGAUAAUAAGAUUGAAUUUAAUCACAGUUUUUCUCCAUUGUGAGAUGGAGUGUAUGUUUUAUAUAAAAUAGUACAGCAUAUAUUUAAAAAAAAUCUUGGUCAACAUAUUUAAUUUUUUGGUCUUUAUGGUCUUUUUUUAUUUUGUGGCCCUUGCUAGAAUUUUCUAAUUGUUACAUUCGUACUGAAAAUACAGAUUGCUGUUUUUCAAGGCGUUUUAAUAAAACUGUAUUAAACCUGA
Molecule: messenger RNA, 5095 nt
Organism: Brienomyrus brachyistius
Lineage: Eukaryota; Metazoa; Chordata; Actinopteri; Osteoglossiformes; Mormyridae
Gene: nadka
Product: NAD kinase a
Exons: 10
Coding region: 1873-3072 (399 amino acids)
Biological process (GO): NAD+ metabolic process; NADP+ biosynthetic process
Molecular function (GO): NAD+ kinase activity
Source: RefSeq, a predicted model, not a curated record